Molecule: messenger RNA, 330 nt
Organism: Prorocentrum cordatum
Lineage: Eukaryota; Dinophyceae; Prorocentrales; Prorocentraceae
Source: the annotation of a GenBank genome assembly
AUGAAAGCAAGAUAUGUCGGAAGAACUAAUGGAAUUACAGCCAGCACUUUCGAAUCAUUGCACAGAGAUGCAGCGCUAGAAACCAGCACGAUCAUUAACAUUGGAAAUGCAAUCAAGCCGCAAUUUACGAAUCCGAGCGCAAAAUCAAUACGCUUGAGGUCCAUCGCCUCUUUUACCGCCGAAUCGGGCACGGAGAUGCCACCUGCAGGAGCAGCCGACACGAACCACCAUGUUCGCAGCCAUGAUGUGGCAGAGGCCUCGAGCAACCCCGUGCAGUACAGCCACCAGUGGGUGGACAGCAGGACCACGGGCAGGGUGCCUAGCAAGUGA